CAGCCUCAGCCCAUCUACAAGAUAAAACAGUAAAGCAAGACGACGUCGUAGCUGCAAAAAUUAUUAUCGAGCCCGUCGAGAGGCUUUAUGCUGUCAGGAGAAUAAAGUAAGACCGGUCGGGAAGGAACAUCGCGAUGGUGGCAGCUCUGGUAUCACAGUCAUCAGCAGCAGCAGCAUCACUGUCUUCGAGAAUCAUCGGCAGAGCACUCAGCGGGAGCUUAGUACCCUCUUCCCUCGCACGGCCACUCUCCCCAGCCUUCCGCCGUUCUCCGAUCCGCUCAAUGGCCGACUCCGCCCCUUUCAAGAAAAUCCAAAUCCAGAGAGAGAACACCGCGUUUGACGCCUAUGUGAUCGGCAAAGAAGAUGCUCCAGGGAUUGUCGUUCUUCAGGAGUGGUGGGGUGUGGAUUUCGAGAUCAAGAACCACGCCCAGAAAAUCUCACAGCUGGAACCUGGUUUCAAGGCACUGAUUCCAGACUUGUAUCGAGGAAAGGUAGGUUUGGAUGUUGCAGAAGCACAACACUUGAUGGAUGGUCUGGAUUGGCAAGGUGCCGUGAAGGACAUCCAUGCUUCGGUGAACUGGCUCAAGGCAAAUGGCUCCAAGAAGGUUGGUGUCACUGGCUUUUGCAUGGGAGGUGCUCUUUCUAUCGCAAGCUCAGUUUUAGUCCCUGAGGUUGAUGCUGUUGUUGCUUUCUAUGGAGUGCCAUCAUCAGAGCUCGCUGAUCCUGCCAAGGCUAAGGCACCAGUGCAGGCUCAUUUUGGGGAGCGUGAUAACUUUGUUGGCUUUUCAGAUGUUACGGCUGCAAAGGCUUUGGAGGAGAAACUGAAGGCAUCAGGAGUCCCUUAUGAGGUGCACAUUUACCCUGGAAUUGGACAUGCUUUCAUGAACAGAUCUCCAGAGGGAGUGAAGAGAAGGAAGAGCAUGGGGAUGGAGGAUGAAGAUGAAGCCGCUGUACAGCUGGCAUGGUCCCGCUUCACUUCAUGGAUGACCCGUUACCUUUCUCCUUAAAAAUUUAGCCGCUUCUCUUGAAGUCUAUGUGCACUAAAUAACAGCCCACUGUCCCAUCUUACAAGUUGGCAAGUUGGGCCUCGGUGUGAUCCGUUAAUAUAGUAGGAAUUGUGGCGAUGCUUUACUAGUAGUAUCUUUCUGCUGUGCCUUUUGACAUCGUGUGGUAAUGCUUCACCGAGUGGAAAUGCCUACUUUGGUCAUUGCCCGUCUGCUA
This is a messenger RNA of Punica granatum (pomegranate), 1221 nucleotides long. The record is from RefSeq and is a predicted model, not a curated record. Lineage: Eukaryota; Viridiplantae; Streptophyta; Magnoliopsida; Myrtales; Lythraceae.